AACAAAUUUUGUUAUGACAGAACCGUUGUUGGAAGCUGGGAAGGCUCUAGGUGCUAGUGUAGCUUGGAACCCUCUUAGUGGUGACUUUUCGAUCAACAUCGCCACUGACAAUGUAGAAGUCGCACGAGACUUGUGCAAAACUGUAAGGGAAGUAACUCGAGACGUGUGCAUCACUGCAGUCUCCCUGGGUGCUCUCUAUCUUGGUUAUAAAUUAUUAAGACCACUAAUCGAGACUGCGGUUAAAAGAGGUCUUGGUGGUAAACGAGAUGACCAAGAAGUUCGAGAUAUCCGACCAGGAUCUUUGCAUGUUCUAUUACAUUGUUUUACAGACGAGAGAUUUCUGGAAGUCUUAGCAGAUUAUGAAUCGGGAAGAAUGAAGGAACGCUUGCAGGAAGAAUUUUCACAGAUUGGAAUUAAAGUAGAAGGAUUGAAGGUGGAGAUUGAAAACAUGGUAGAGGUGAACGAAACAAAGGAAGCCAUAAACAAGAGGUAUGCUAGAUGUUCUAUAAAAAUUCCAAACACUCAUUAAUAAUUCAUAAGCUUAUAUUGGCAAAUUAUUAAAUAUGAUAAAACACUCCUAUAUACGCAUGUAUUAAUUAAAUAGUACAUAUAACUCGUGCUGCACGCUCUUGAAUUUCAACUGAUAUAAGACAUCCAACUGUUUUUUUAUCCAAAAACUAAACAUCCUCGUUCCCAGGCUCACACUAUGUAAUUUUUUCUUGCGGAUAUAAACGAAUGUAUAGUUUAUGGGAAUGCUAACAUUGUCGUAUAAAAAGGAUGAUGUCUUUUCUAUCUGAAAAAUAAUAACAGGAAAAAAUUUGCAUUGGCAAAAUGGUGUAUACCCUGGUUCCAGGGGCUCUUUGCGAGGCAAAAGAAACGAGAGGCGAGAAGGAAGAGCGUGUGGUCACAUCGGUUGCAAAUCCCAUUUCCACACUUGAAUAGGUUCAGAAUUUGAAUCUCGCAUGUGAUUGGCCAUUUGUAAAAAUAUGUCAAACCGUUUGGGGAAAUAAACAUUACUGUAAGUUAAUUAUAUCUAAUAGCUGAACGUAUAAUCAAGUGUGGAAAUGGGAUUUGCAACCGAUGCGACCAGAGGCUCUUCCUUCUCGCCUCGUUUCGAGCCUCUGGAACCAGGAUAAAUAGUGUAAUACAUCAAACAUCUUAAUAUUGUUUCAACGCAGAUCUCAUGUCCACAACGAUCUUUGUGAGGGCGUGAAAAAUAUUGCAAUAGAUGAUGCGGAAAAUGACAUGGGGAUAAAUGGAAAGGUAAUUAUGUUUAUUUCAACAUUUUAUGUUUUUUUCAUCAUUCUUUUUUUUAAUCUCUAUAUUUUUAAAUUUUAAUCACUAAAUAGGCCUAAAUAUACUCUCAAAGAUUCAAGCUGUUUCAUGCAUAAAGCUAAAAAAUACGAAACGGAUUUAUUUCUAGUAGCUAAUAACCGGUUUGAAUAAAGUUAUACUACGGCCAGUACUAGUUAUAUGAAUAGCUAUCUUAAUGAGAACUCGUUUCUUUUUGACCACCAGUUUGGUUUUCCUAAGUUUCAUUCGACCGCUUCGGCUUUUCUACAUUGUAUAGCAUAUCGUAGGUGCCUUAGCUUACCAGUAACUCCAGACAAUAGGCCUUCGCUCGAAACAUUGAAGUUCUCCUUAUAUUUUUUGGUAGUUGCAUCUCUACCAACGAAAACGUGUUCACACCUUAGCCUACCUUAGAUUACCUUAGCAUACCUUAACAUACCUUAGACUACUUUGGCCUACCUUAAACUACCUUAGAGUAACUUAGCCUACCUCAGACUACCUUAGGGUACCUUGGCGGCUUAUCCUACCUUAGGAAUUUGAUGUGGAAUUCAGGUCAAAAUUCAAAAAAGGCAGUUUGCCGUGUCUCAAAUUCAUGAGAGGUAUCAGAUUAAUAAUGGCAUGAGGUGGGGCGGAAGAUAUUUGGAGGGGCCAUGAAAAAUCGGAGGAUGUCAGAAGAAGUGUCAGGAUGGAAAAAAUUGCGACAAGAAGCGGGGUGGGCUAGCAAAAAUAUAAAAGUAUAAUUAUUGAAAAAAAGCACCAAUUUAUUGGCUUAUAAAACAAACUUUAAUAUCAAACAGAAAUGACAUUAAGACAGUCUUGUUGUAUUUUUACAGCAAACACGAUAUCAAUGACAUGUGUUUUGAAUUCCUUCAAACGACUGUGAAGGCUAACUUCUGUUACUAUAAGUUGUUAAUUCAGAAUGCAGUUAAGGCUAUAUUUAUAUUACAGUAUUUUUUAAAAGUGCACAUGACAUGAAAUUCCCCCCCCCCCAAUUUUUUAUGCAUCACUUAAAAGUACCUUGAAAAUGAUGAAGAAUGCCCUGAAGAAUUUAUUCACAGCUCAUCUCAUCCCCAAGUUAUCGGGCAUUUUGUAUUUUUGUGUUAUAACGUCACUGGUUGUGCUUCAGGAUGGCAGCAAAAAGAAUAAAGUUUAAUAUCUCAGAAGUGAUUCAACGAAAUUAAAUGAAAUUUGGUACAAGGUUAGUAAGUGUACCUAAGCAAACAUUUUGGAACGUUUAUGUGGUUGUCACAGCAAACACUAGUUACCAGGUCCCUCUUUUCUUAUUUUAAUCACUUCUGAUAUAUUAGACGUUCUUUCUUUUCAUCCUAAGUAAAACUAGUGACGUCAUAACCAAAAUACAAAAUGCACAAUAACUUUGGAAUGAGAUGAGCUGUAAAUAAACUGCUCAGGCCAUUCUUCAUUAUUUUCAAUGACAUAGUCUACUCCCUCAUGUACAACAUACGAAAACUUCAUGCAUGCAUGGUUAGGCGGGGGGCGGGCUAUAAAACUAAACAUUAACUUUGGGGUGAGCCAAUGAAGAAUUAUUAGUAGAAGACUUCCCGCUCCCCAUCCCUCUCAUCACUAAUAAUGACUGCUACCUUACUUUGAAAUUCUUCUCAUGAAACAUGUUCCAGUUUUGCAAAUUUCAAGAGAGUACAUAUUUACGAGCAUUAUAAUAUAUUUCAAUGGAUCUAAAGACGACAAAAAUCUUAAUACAAUUAUAAAAGUGAACAAAUAAGUUCUAAAUUGAAAUUUUUGACAAUGAAUUAACUGAAGCAUGCACAAUACUGCUCUGGUAAUACAGUAUUACUCGAGCAGUAUGCUGCAUGAGAAGACUUUCAAAGUAACAAUUUAUUAAUCUGAUACCUUUCCUGAAUUUGAGAGACAGCAAACUACCUUUUUCGAAUUUUGACUAAUUCCACCUCAAAGUCGAAUCGAUCUAGACACAUGCUAAGGCAAAUAUCAUAUUUGGAUGAUUAAAGAUUAAUGGCUAUUCUUUGUAGGCUAUAAAGGUAGCCUAACAUUUACGUAGGCUAAGGUACCCUAGCUAGGUAGGCAAAGAUACCGUAAUGUAGUCAAGGUAGGCUAAGGUACCCUAAGGUAGGCUAAGGUAGUCUAAUUAGGUAGGCUAAGGAAGGCUAAGGUAGUAUAAGGAAGUCUAAGUACGUAUAGGCUCACGUACGUACCCUAAAGUAGACUAAGGUAGGCUAAGGUACACUAAGCCAGUUAAUUUAAGGUAAUAUUAAGGUAUGCCAUGUGUAAAAGUAUUUCGGUUGCUUAUAUACCAAGAAAGCGCCCAAAUUAUUCUUUAUUGCCAAAUCGAAUUAAUUGCGCUGAAUUUGAAAAGCGUUGCAACAAGCCAACAACUUACGAGCAGAGGAAACUUACAAUACAGUGGUCCCACCAUAGCUCCCCCUGUUUCAGACUGCUUAAAUUGUGGUUCAUCUUUAUCCACUCCAAAUUCACUAAGUAACUGUGUCUUGUAUACAGUAAACCACACACUUUAAAAUGUCAUAUGAUGAAUCCAAUUUUUAUAAUAGAUUAUUUUUAGAAUCCGAGUACUAAAAUUGUGUUCGAAAUUUGAAUGACUUUGACUAUGUUGCGCAUAGUUAUUUGUUUUUAUGUUUGGCACGGUAAAAAGCAGCUCACUAUCAAAUUAUGUUGACUUUAUAGUAUUUGGUCUAUCUGAUGGCCAACGGUAAUUGGUAACAGUCUCUACUUCAUUAUGCCUUCAAAAAAACCAGGCUUUUUAGCUCAACAAAGCAGGCAGUCUUCUGACAUAGCUACCAAAAUAUAAUGGUGAUGAUCACGAAAAACAAAAGUUAUUAAAAAGGCUCCGGCCGUGACCAGAUGCUGAGCUUCUAUCGUACAAAAAAAGGCCACCGUGGCGCCUGCUGGCAUUGUUGCGCAUAUAGCAGUUUUUGCUUGGGACCAAAAGGUUGUUAAUAUUCAGCCGCAGAAUAACCUUACUACCCAACUACCUUAAUUCCUUACUACGCAUCUACCUCACUACGCAACUACCUUACUACCCAACUACCUUAUUUCCUUACUACCCAACCACCUUACUACCAAACUACCUUACUACCCAACUACCUAACUACUAUCCUACUAACUUACUACCCUACUAACGUACUACCCAGCUACCUUACUACCCAACUACCUUACUUCCUUGCUACUUACUUACAACCCAAUUACCUUACUAUCCACCUGCCUUACUACUCAACUACCUAACUACCUUAGUUCUUACUACGCAUCUACCUUACUACCCAUUACCUUACUUCUCAACUACCAUACUACCCAACUACCUUACUACCCAACUACCUUAGUACCCAACUACCUUAGUACUCAACUACUACUGCUGAACUACCUAACUUACUACCCAACUACCUUACUACUCAACUACCUUACUACCCAACUACCUAACUUACUACCCAACUACCUUACUACUCAACUACCUUACUACCCAACUACCUAACUUACUACCCAACUACCUUACUAUUCAACUACCUUACUACCCAACUACCUACUACUCAACUACCUUACUACUCAACUACCUUACUACCCAACUACCUAACUUACUACCCAACUACCUUACUAUUCAACUACCAUACUACCCAACUAUCUUACUACCCAACUACCAUAAUUCCUUACUAAAUACUCACUACCCAACAACCUAACUACUACUCAACUACCUUGCCACCCAAUUACCUUACUACCCAACUACCUUAAUACCUUACUUCCUUACUACCCAACUACCUUACUAACCAACUACCAUACUACUCAACUACCUUACUACCCAACUGCCUUACUACCCAACUACCGUACUACUCAACUACCAUACUGCCCAACUACCAUACUGCCCAACUACCUAACUUCUACCCAACUACCUUACUACUCAACUAUCAUACUGCCCAACUACCUUACUACCCAACUACCAUACUUCCUUACUACUUACUCACUCACUCACUCACUCACUUACUCACUCACUACCCAACUACCUUGCUACCCAACUACCUUACUGCCCAACUACCAUAAAAACAGUGCGCGUAAUGCUCCAUUUUCAGUACUGGCAGCAAAAUAUCAAGUAUAUUAUAUAAUGCAACUAAUUUGAUUUGCUAAAUUUACUAGCUGCCACUACCGCGUAGUACUGACGAAGUAGAGAUAUUAAAUAUUCCUUACCAGGCAUAUUCUUAAAUACGAAGCCAUUCGCCUUAUAAAUUGAUUCUUAUCACUCUGAAGUUGUAGGAUUCCAAUGUGCAAUAGCAUUUGUAGGCAGACGAAAGGCUUUCAGAUGCUAACAUAACUUACCAACCAAGCUACAUUUUGUUAUUAGAGUAAAAAAGAAGAAAAAAUGAGAAACAAUGAUUCAGAAUUGGCAUCGCAACAAAAAGCUGUUGAAAAAGGUUUGAACAUUCAUGGAGAAGACCAUUCUAAAACUGCCAGAAGUUAUAACAACAUCGGAAUUGCACAACAUGAGAUGAAAGAUUACAAGUCAGCGUUGGAGUCACAUCAACACGCUCUUCAAAUCAGAUUAAAACUGUUUGGAGAAGACCAUGCUGACACGGCACUAAGUUAUUACAACGUUGGAGUUACACAACAUGAGAUGAAAGAUUACAAGUCGGCGAUGGAAUCACACCAACAUGCUCUUCAAAUAAGAUUAAAACUGUUUGGAGAAGACCAUUCUGAAACUGCUCUAAGUUAUUACAACAUUGGAAACACACAACUUGAGAUGAAAGAUUACAAGUCAGCGUUAGAGUCACAUAAACAUGCUCUUCAAAUCAGAUUAAAACUCUUCGGAAAAUAUCAUUUUGACACUGCUAGAAGUUAUAACAGCAUUGCAGUCACACAACGUGAGAUGGAAGAUUUCCAGUCAGCGUUGGAGUCAGAUCAACAUGCUCUUCAAAUUAGAUUAAAACUGUUUGGAGAAGACCAUCUUGACACGGCUAAAAGUUAUAACAGUAUUGCAAUCACACAACAUGAGAUGAAAGAUUACCAGUCAGCGUUGGAGUCAGAUCAACAUGCUCUUCAAAUUAGAUUAAAACUGUUUGGAGAAGACCAUUCUGACACUGCUAGAAGUUAUAACAGCAUUGCAGUCACACAACGUGAGAUGAAAGAUUACAAGUCAGCAUUGGAAUCACAUCAACAUGCUCUUCAAAUCAGAUUAAAACUUCUUGGAGAAGACCAUUCUGACACAGCUAGAAAUUAUAACAGCAUUGCAGUCACACAACAUGAGAUGAAAGAUUACCAGUCAGCGUUGGAGUCAGAUCACCAUGCUCUUCAAAUCAGAUUAAAACUGUUUGGAGAAGACGAUUCUGACACAGCUAGUAGUUAUAAUAGCAUUGCAGUCACACAACAUGAGAUGAAAGAUUACCAGUUAGCGUUGGAGUCAAAUCAACAUGCUCUUCAAAUUAGAUUAAAACUGUUUGGUGAAGACCAUUCUGACACUGCUAGAAGUUAUAACAGUAUUGCAGUCACACAACGUGAGAUGAAAGAUUACAAGUCAGCGUUGGAGUCAAAUCAACAUGCUCUUCAAAUUAGAUUAAAACUGUUUGGCGAAGACCAUUCUGACACUGCUAGAAGUUAUAACAGUAUUGCAGUCACACAACGUGAGAUGAAAGAUUACAAGUCAGCGUUGGAGUCACAUCAACAUGCUCUUCAAAUCAGAUUAAAACUGUUUGGAGAAGACCAUUCCGACACUGCUCUGAGUUAUAACAGCAUGGGAGUUACACAACAUGUGAUGAAAAACUUCCAGUCGGCGUUAGAGUCUGAGCAAAGAGCUCUUCAAAUUAGAUUAAAACUGUUUGGGGAAGACCAUCCUGACACUGCUAAGAGUUAUUAUAGCAUUGCUGGCACACAAUAUGAAAUGAAAAACUAUAAGUCUGCUUUAGAGUCACAUCAACAUACUCUUCAAAUUAGAUUAAAAUUGUAUGGAGAAUUUCAUUCCGCCACUGUUGAAAGUUAUCGUGCAAUUGGAGUCAUUCAACGUGCUCUGAAAAACUACAAAGCAGCAUUAAAGUUACAUCGAUAUGUUGUACAAACAAGAUUAAAGCUGCACGGGGAGUACCAUGCUGACACUGCUCUCAGUUAUUGCAGCCUUGGAAUCACACAACGUGAGAUGAAAGAUUACAAGUCAGCAUUAGAGUCACAACAACACUCUCUACAAAUUGAGUUAAAAUUGUUUGGAGAGAAUCAUCCUGACAUUGCUCGAAGUUAUGAUAUCAUUGGAGACACACAAUGUGAGAUGGAAGAUUACAAGUCAGCUGUAGAGUCAUAUCAACAUGCCCUUCAAAUCAGAUUGAAACUGUAUGGGGGGGAAGAUCAUCCUGACACAGCUAAAAGCUAUGAAAAUAUUGAACUCGUACAAGACCGCAUGGAAAAUGCGGUGAGCAUGAUACCAGAAGAAAAGAAGUUGCCAGAUUGGAUGAAAUAUUUAUAA
Paramuricea clavata is the source of this 7726-nucleotide messenger RNA. The record is from the annotation of a GenBank genome assembly. Lineage: Eukaryota; Metazoa; Cnidaria; Anthozoa; Malacalcyonacea; Plexauridae.